Talaromyces marneffei is the source of this 1353-nucleotide messenger RNA. RefSeq lists its product as uncharacterized. The coding region runs from base 1 to 1353 and encodes 450 amino acids. The record is from RefSeq and is a predicted model, not a curated record. The transcript has 5 exons. Gene Ontology annotation, biological process: riboflavin biosynthetic process. Lineage: Eukaryota; Fungi; Ascomycota; Eurotiomycetes; Eurotiales; Trichocomaceae. Gene Ontology annotation, molecular function: GTP cyclohydrolase II activity.
AUGCCUGAAUCCAUCCCUAUCGCGACAACAGAACCUGAGGUUCCUCCAGGCGAGGAUAUAGGUUCGUCGCCCAAGUCACCGAAAUCUCAAUUCAGUAAACAUAUUCUGUUGACCACCUACCCCGGCCAAAACGGUGUCGACCCUGUGCCGUUACAAUGGGGAGCUCCGGACGCAAAGUCCCGUGGCCCAAUCGUAGCCUCACGUCACCCAUCGCAACUAAAACGUCGAAAUGCUAUGGGCGCUCACGGAGGCAGUUAUAGUAUAUACAAUGCUUUAGCUAUUGCCGCCGGCGAUCUACCUACAGACUUCAAGCCAGAUUUUAACAAUACCGAACCAACUUUUGAUUUUCCAGUUCAGCCGGCGUGGAGUGAUCCCAAGAAGAUUGUUUCGCUCGACCCGUUCGGUCAUGAUAUUGUGAAGCAUUUCAAGAGUUACCUAGAUGUCGGUUGGGAUCUGCGGCCAUCAAUGGCUAUUACUCGUGCGAAUAUGCGAUUGUCUGAGAUUGAGAAGGCGGUUAGCGAGGGUCAAAUUGAAGUCGAUGGGUCAAUCGUCAUUGGUAAGAAUGGAGAUGUACGGGUAACCAAAGUAGCAGUUGAGCCGGUUUGGUAUUUGCCGGGUGUUGCCGAGCGAUUCGGUGUUGACGAAAGCUUGCUACGUCGGACGUUGUUUGAGCAUACUGGAGGCAGUUAUCCUGAGCUCAUUACACGGCCCGACCUUAAAGUCUUUCUUCCUCCAAUUGGGGGGUUGACUGUCUACAUUUUUGGGCCCCCGGAGCGAGUGUCAGAUGAAAAUGUGAAGUUGGCUCUGCGAAUUCACGACGAAUGCAACGGUAGCGAUGUGUUUCAGUCUGAUAUCUGUACCUGCCGACCAUAUCUCGCCUUUGGAAUUCAAGAAGCUAUCAAGGAGGCUCAGAACGGCGGUAGUGGUGUUGUAAUAUAUUUCCGGAAGGAGGGUCGAGCCCUUGGCGAGGUCGUGAAAUAUCUGGUAUAUAAUGCUCGAAAGCGUGGUGGUGAUACUGCGGACAAGUAUUUCGAGAGAACCGAGAAUGUUGCCGGUGUUCGCGAUAUGCGCUUCCAAGCUCUCAUGCCGGAUAUCCUCCACUGGCUUGGCAUAACAAAGAUUGACCGGAUGUUGUCCAUGUCCAACAUGAAACACGACGCCAUUGUCGCUCAAGGCAUCAAGAUUCUUGAACGAAUUCCAAUUCCAGAAGAUAUGAUUCCUCAAGACUCCAGGGUUGAGAUCGAUGCCAAGAUCAACGCUGGCUAUUUCACGACGGGCAAGACGUUUACAAUGGAAGAAUUGGCACAGGUCAAGGGCCGUGGAUGGGAGAAAUGGGAGGAUGUUACGCAUUAA